This is a messenger RNA of Formica exsecta, 4354 nucleotides long. RefSeq names its product serine/threonine-protein kinase PAK mbt (gene mbt). Gene Ontology annotation, molecular function: protein serine/threonine kinase activity; ATP binding. The coding region runs from base 243 to 2264 and encodes 673 amino acids. Gene Ontology annotation, cellular component: cytoplasm. Lineage: Eukaryota; Metazoa; Arthropoda; Insecta; Hymenoptera; Formicidae. The record is from RefSeq and is a predicted model, not a curated record. The transcript has 7 exons. Gene Ontology annotation, biological process: protein phosphorylation; intracellular signal transduction; regulation of MAPK cascade.
GAUUCGUAAGCUUACCGCACGGUGCGCCGGUGUGCGACCUGUCGAGAUGGAUGAAUGGCGUAUUUACGUGUUUUAACGUGCAACAUCGCCUAUGUUUUGCCGCUGUCUCGCCUACCCGUGCACCACGUUUCCGUUCUGAGAGUGUCCACGAAGAAAGGAACCCUAACGCGUGACAAUCAAGCCAAGCGGCCGGGCCUCGGUGGAGCCGCGUCGCAGGAAUCGCAUCGUCGUUCGCAGGGACAAUGUUUACCAAGAAGAAAAAGAAACCACAGAUCUCUACGCCGACUAACUUUGAGCACAGGGUGCAUACCGGAUUUGACAAACGCGAGGGCAAGUUUGUCGGAUUACCGCUGCAAUGGGCUUCGAUAGUUGGGAAUAAUCAGAUUCUAAAAUCGACCAAUAGACCAUUGCCGUUGGUCGAUCCAAGCGAAAUCACGCCUACUGAGAUCCUGGACUUGAAGACUAUUGUAAGAGGACACAAUGAUCUUAAGCCGAAUAAACCACUUACCAAUGAGAAGCCUGUGGAGAACGGUUUACCUAAGACCAGUACAGUUUCUCGCUCCAAUUCUCUACGUUCUUCGAGUCCACCACGACUCAGGAGAGAUUACAGGCAUGCCAGCAAUCUUCCACCAUCCGUCCCCGAAGGCCAGGAGGUACCUUCAAAUAUUAAUCAAGGCUUCGUAAACUUUAGCAAGCCACAUAACUACAUCGAUAAAUUGAGACAGAAUUCCCCGAGCGUUGGCAGCGGACUAAGUUCCAGCAUGCAGAACAUGAUACCAAACCUUCAGAAUCUUAAUCCUAAUAUGCAAUCCUCGCCAAACUUAACUCAUUCCGGAUCAAAUGUACCAAAUCUAUCAAUUAAUUUCCAAAACCUAAGUCCUAUUAUUAAUUCACAAGCUCCAGUACAAAGUCCAAAUAAUCCGCAAUUUCCAGAUCCAGAAUUUCAUAGACUAAAUUCCCAAAUGACCAUAACAUCAACUCAAUAUAACGGCAAUGUACAGGGUUCAGCUAUAGAGGCAUCGAGAGAACAUCAAGGGAGCCAAAAUGCGUUAUUACACAAGCUACAGCCAAAAAUUUCGCCAGUAGGUUCAAUAGCCUCGCAAAGACCAUUGAGUCAAUUAAGUUCACAUAAUAUUAAUAAAUAUCCUCAGGCAUAUAAUAUGCCUGAAAAUCCGUCCAACCUCCAGUCACAUCUGAAAAAACCAAUGGAAACUUCUCAAUCAAUGCAUAAUUUAUCAAAACCGAGCAUGCCAUCCACGGUAUCCGGUAGCGGUUCUACUCCGGAUCAAAAUCAAAACAUGAAGAGUGCUGUCUCUUCAGGAAGUUUGGCAGUUGGUACAAGUGCAAAUAAUACCAACAAGCAGGCAGAUCAGAGACUUACACAUGAACAGUUUAGGGCUGCUUUACAGAUGGUGGUAAGCCAAGGAGAUCCGAGAGAAAAUUUGGAGAAUUUCCUAAAGAUCGGCGAAGGCAGCACGGGAACUGUAUGCAUAGCUACAGAUAAGAGUACAAAUCGUCAAGUUGCAGUUAAGAAAAUGGACUUGAGAAAACAACAAAGACGUGAAUUACUUUUCAACGAAGUUGUCAUUAUGAGAGACUAUCAUCAUCCAAAUAUAGUCGAGAUGUAUGAUAGUUUCCUGGUAGACGAUGAAUUAUGGGUCGUUAUGGAGUAUCUUGAAGGAGGUGCACUAACUGAUAUUGUAACACACUCAAGGAUGGACGAAAGUCAAAUAGCCACAGUGUGUUCUCAAUGCCUCAAACCACUAGCGUAUUUACACUCACAAGGUGUUAUACACAGGGAUAUUAAGUCGGACUCGAUAUUACUUACGGCAGAUGGCAGAGUAAAACUAUCAGAUUUCGGUUUCUGUGCUCAAGUCUCUCAAGAAUUACCAAAGCGAAAAUCUCUUGUAGGAACCCCAUACUGGAUGAGUCCAGAAGUCAUUUCAAGGUUGCCAUAUGGGCCUGAAGUGGAUAUUUGGUCAUUAGGAAUAAUGAUCAUUGAGAUGAUUGACGGUGAGCCACCAUUUUUCAAUGAACCACCUCUACAAGCUAUGAGACGUAUCAGGGAUAUGCCGCCACCAAAACUAAAGAAUUUUCACAAAGUUAGUCCACGUCUUCAAGGUUUUCUCGAACGAAUGCUUGUGCGCGAUCCGGCGCAACGGGCCACGGCAGCUGAACUAUUGCAACAUCCAUUCCUCAGGCAAGCUCAAAGUCCUAGUAUCUUGAUUCCAUUAAUGAGAGGCGCCAGGCAUACAAAUUGUUGACAAGUUUACGAUAAUUUUGUAAGUUGGAAUGUUAGUCAAGGUAGAUAUUGUGAUUAUAAGAGUAAUCAUAUCUUCAACGAGAUAUCAUCGUUAUCCUAUUGCAGCUCAUGUUAAAGUUUUUGACAUUUUAUGAGUUGGUUCAGGCGUUUUGUCUUCUGAAUCCUCAUACGCGAGACUUCAAAGUACUUUUUUUUCUUUUUCUUUUUUUUUUCUUUUUCUUUUUUUUUUCUACGAUAGGCACGAUUGAUUAAGAAUAAUAUUUACACAGUUUCAAAUAAUUUAAAUAAAACUACAUUAAAAAUACAUUAAAUAUAACUACAAAAAAAUUUAUAUAAAACAAUAUAAAAUUUAAAUAAAAAUUAAAAAUAUACUUCGAAUUUGAGAUUGGCACUAAAUAUCAGAGAAAUAUUAAAAAACCGAUAUUACUUUUAAGCCAAAGCCUAAUUUGCAGCUUAGUUUCUCUUAGAUUUUUGUAUGUAAAACUUAAGUCUCUAAUAUAAAUCAAUCCCUUUGAUCGUGCCUUAUAUAUGUAUGUAAUAAAGUUAUAUAACUAUACUUUUUAAAAAGUAUUCUAAAAAAGGAAAAUCUUCGAAAAAAUCAUAAUCAUUUUCGAAUUUUACAUUCCACUCGGGUCUGAGCUUGUACUUGUAAGUAUUAUUUCGAAAAUAAGCUAUUACAUUGCUGUAUUAUUUUAUGCAUAUGUAUUAUUUUAAUUAUGCAUUUAUGAGAAUAUGAGACAUAUUAUGUCAGAACAUUCCAAGUAUUGGCACUGCCCGCUUAAUCGGCAGUUAUUUUAACUUUAUGACAGAUAGUUAUAAUUUGGAGAUAUUUACAACAUUAAUUUUCACCUAAGUGCCUUAAGCACUGUUGUAACAAUUAACUUCUUACUGCAAAAAAAAUAAUAGUAUUUGUGUUUGUAGAAAAUAUUCACAGUAAAGUAAUUAUUUUUUUUUUCUUUUUAUUUUCUUGCUAAAUUUAUAGGAAUCUGCAGUUAAAAUUAGACAGUAUAUUUUGUUCCAUUUUUCUAAGUAACAUUGCAUCAUUAUAUAUGCAUCAAUCAUGAACUUUUGUAAUAUUUUACUUUCAUUAUCCCCUAAAAAGUGUAAACAGUCGAUCAGAUGGAAAGCUUUAAAGAUUAGAAUAUAUAUUUGAUUAUUAUCUUCUAGACAACUGUUGCACAUAAUUAGAUUAUUUGCUUAAACAACCAUUUUGUAUAUUUGAGAACAGGGUUAUGAUAUAUAUUAUUUAAAAUAAAUAGUCUGAAUAAAUGUGGAAAAUGUUGCAUGUAGAUCCAUAUGGAAAUGCUUGCAUUUGAUAAGAAAAUUUAUCAUUUUCCGAUAUAUCAUUAGUAUGUAUAAAAAAAAAAUAGGAAUGUUGUGUACUCUGACAUAUAUAGAAGGCAGAAAACCGUGAUCCUUUGAUAGUAAUGAAUUGUGUAUGUACAUGUAAGAUGUAUAUUUUUAAAAUCAAAUUGUAUUUUUUUGUACGAUUGAGAUUAUUAUGUACUGUAAUUUUAAUUAGGAAUUUGUGAAUUUUACAAUUUCUCUAUUGCAGAUUAAUUUAGGAAUUACAUAGAGAACAGUCUAUUAUAUAUCUGCCGCCUGUACAUUUUGGCUAUUGAUACUGUAUUUUCAAUCAUGCAAUUUUUUAAAUUGAAAUUAUCGUUUAUCUAAAUGAAUACAUGAUUAUGAACCUAAUCUAUAGAUUACGAAAGCAAUGAUAGUCAACAGUUUUUUGAAAGUAUGGAAAUAUAUUUGUUAAACAGUGUUUAAAACCUGCAAUCAUAUUAAAAAUAGAUCUGUUCGACUAUACUCGCCAUAUAUUUAAGUAAUUACCUUAUAAUAUUAUAAUCAAACCAAUAAAACAUCACCGCGUAUUUCUUACACAUAUUACAGUUACAGAUUGGAAACUAUUCUGUAUAUAAAAUGUAAAAAGUCUGGAAGAGAAGGAAUAGAUAAGAGCCGAGUACAGUACAUAAAUGUACUUAUAUUAAAAAUUCUUUUUAGUAAUGAACGUUUCAGUUCUUUCUUUAAACCAUCUUUAGCGUAUAAGAGUAAAUAACAUACUUCUUUUUUAUAUUUCUAUUAUUU